This is a messenger RNA of Exophiala aquamarina CBS 119918, 729 nucleotides long. RefSeq lists its product as uncharacterized. The transcript has 2 exons. Gene Ontology annotation, biological process: regulation of translational initiation. Gene Ontology annotation, cellular component: cytoplasm; eukaryotic translation initiation factor 3 complex. The coding region runs from base 1 to 729 and encodes 242 amino acids. NCBI's taxonomy places the organism in Eukaryota, Fungi, Ascomycota, Eurotiomycetes, Chaetothyriales, Herpotrichiellaceae. Gene Ontology annotation, molecular function: ribosome binding; translation initiation factor activity. The record is from RefSeq and is a predicted model, not a curated record.
AUGCCUCAAGGCUUUGACAAGUGUAAAGAGCGAUCGGCGCAUAUCGACGAGAUCCUUAAUGGCCUGAAUCGAUACAACCCUGAGACAACAACGAUCUUCCAAGAAUAUGUCACCCAACAAUGCGAAGAGAAAUUCUUUGACACAUAUGCGUGCCUUGCACUACUGAAAUUAUACCAAUUCAAUCCUCAAUUACUGCAUCCAGAAACCGUCACAAACAUCCUUGUGAAAGCUCUGACAGUAUUCCCUUCGCCAUCCUUCUCACUCGCAUUGGCAUUGUUGCCACCAUCAACUAUUCCCUAUAGCCCCGGAAAUACCUCCAUACCCACUACAGAUCUCACCGAAUCGAUACAAAAGCUCACGAACCUGAAUACCCUCCUCGAAUCCGCACAAUAUGACGCCUUUUGGUCCACGCUAGAAUCAGAUGAUCUCUAUGCAGAUCUGUAUGCGGAUGUGGCAGGGUUUGAGGAUCUUGUGAGAAUCAGAAUCGCAGGCGAGGUGGGGAAGACUUUCCGACAGAUCGACUUGGGAGUGUUAAGUGGCUGGCUGGAUCUCCGAGGAGAUAGCUUGACCAAGUUUGUCCAGACUGCUUGCGGCUGGCGAGUUAAUGGUUCCCAAGUCGAUAUUCCAGCAAAUGCAGAGAACGAAGCCAAGAGCGAGAUCAAGGGCGAGAGAGUGGGUGUGGAUAUGUUCAGCAGAGUGUUCAGGCGAGGCUACGAAGCUCCUGCUUAG